This is a messenger RNA of Ilex paraguariensis (yerba mate), 867 nucleotides long. NCBI's taxonomy places the organism in Eukaryota, Viridiplantae, Streptophyta, Magnoliopsida, Aquifoliales, Aquifoliaceae. The record is from the annotation of a GenBank genome assembly.
AUGGCAAUCUUGAAUUUGGAAUCCAACUAUUACCAAUUUUCAAGUACUGAUGCUGUUUAUACUAGCAUGGACGCGCAAGAUUGUGAAGAUAGAUUUAAAGGACCACUUGAAUCUCGCAAAUCACCAUUAUCUAAUCAGAACACAGCUGUGCAUGAGCUCUCCAAAGUGGCUGGAGAAAUCAUCUACAUGCGUACACACAACCAUGAUUUAUGUGUCUCAUCUCUUCGAUCUGACCCUCACAACUCUAAAGCUGAUGUUAAAGGGCUUUCUCGCAUAAUGCUCGAGUUGUCUAUAACUAAAGCUAAGGCCACAUUAUCUUAUAUCCAUUUGCUGAAUAAUAAGGCAACAGAUCGUAUAUGGAAGCAGUACUUUAGUGUUUGCAUUGAGCAAUAUGUUAUUGCAGACAAAGUUCUCCGAAGUGAAAUUGUGGAUCUGGAUUCGAACGAUUACGGAGAUUCAACUACAAAUGCCCAUUAUGCUGGAGAGGCUGCUCAGGAUUGUGAAGAUGUGUUCAAAGGACCACCAGAAACUCGCAAAUCACCAUUAACUCGCAAAUCUGCAUUAACAAAUCAAAACAAUGCUCUAGAACGAUACUUUAGUGGUUGCAUUGAGGAAUAUGAGAUUGCAGAGAACUUUCUUGAAACCGCAAUUUUGAAUUUGGGUUCCAACAAUUAUAGAGAAGCAACAACACAUGCCGAUUAUGCCAGUUCAUCUGCCCAGGAGUGUGAAGAUUUGUUUAAAGGACCACCUGAACCUCGCAAAUCACCAUUAACGAAUCAAAACAAAGCUUUACAUGACCUCGCAGAUUUGGUAGGAGAAAUUAUUUAUAUAUUGGUUACUGGUGUUGAAAUCAACAAGUGGCCUUAA